CUUCUGUUUUGGCGGUUUCAGCAAAAUGGCGGUGAACGUGGCGACGAGAACGAUCAUGCUAACAGUCUUCAUUGACGCGGUGUCUGGACGGCCGUAAAAGGGGGAGGCGAGGAGGGGCUAUGUGGCGGUAGCGAAUAGCGCCUGAGUGACAGAGACGAGUCCUCUGAGGCUACCUGGCUGAACGGCACUAGCCGUUUAAUUGAGGUGCCCCGGCUUCGUUGUGGAGAUGAGCGCGCUGCUCCAGCCUCCUGCCUGGGAGAAAGAGCAUCUCUGGCUCUACCUUUUGGCGCUGGGCUUCGAUCCCGCACAAGCCGGCGCCGGAAAAAUUUCCACCCAUCUCCGUCUGGGCGUGAACUUGUUUGAUAAACCAAACAAAGAUGCAUUUCAUAUUGUUGCAUGGUUCUUGUUUUCAAAGCUGGACCAGUCACGUUGUAAGGAGACCUUCAGAUUCUGUUUUCCUCCCACAGAUAAAAAGGCAGAUUCUGAAUUCAGGAAGCAAUGUUGUGAAUGGCUAAGAAGAAUUUCAGAUGAAUGUGGAAACAAUUUUCCUCCAGUUGUUAAUUCAUUAUUCCUUUCCCCGGGUGGACCUAAGUUCAUGCACCUAAUGUUCCACUUUGCAAGGCAUGUCAUAAUUCAUCAUAUUAAAGCGGAUUGUGCAGGUGCUGACAUACCUUAUCCAGAAGCCGUGAACGCUAAAUCUGAGGACUUGUAUAAGGCAGCAGCAAAAUACCGUGUGGCACGUAACAGAUUUAUACAGAAUCUUCAAAAAGAAGAUCUGAUAGUUCAGGAACUUCAGAAAAAAGCACAGUUUUUCAGUAAACGAAUAAGAGAUUUAAGAUAUCAAAAUGCAGAUCUGGAAAAACAGCUUCAAAAAAUGGGGAAAAAUGUUGAUCAUGACCAGAGUAACACAGCAGAGAAAAUGGAGAAGGUUCGCAGUUUAUGGACAUUAAUAACAGGAACAUUUAAACGUCUUCAAAAAGAAAAAGAAGUUGUUGAUUCAGUAGUUAAAGGUCGUGUUGACCAAUAUGUAUUAGAUGGCACAAGUGUUGCUGUCAGUGUUCCAAGGCCUCUCCUUGAAAAAGUUGAAAAGGAGAUCCACAAAGUAAGUUACUUGGCCAAGAAAAAUCCUCAGACAAACACAUUGGAGAGAACUGGUAAUGCAUCAGGAAGUCAAGAUAAUUCAACUGCACUAAUCUCAGAGAGGAUUGUCACAUCCUGUUCUAAUUUUGCUACAGAAUCUGAAACCAGGAUAACUUCUGAAAAGGGAUCAGGUACUGAAACUCCCAAAAGGACAACAGAGCAUCCAGAUUUUCAAAUCUUGAAAUACAAAGGAAGAAACCCUAAAUCAGUGGAAACUGGGAAGAGAAGACAAGCUGAUACAUUAAGAACUUCAUCUUCAGUUAAAAGAGAAGACCCUCUGAAGAGAGCACAAGAACAACUGGCAGAAGAGGUAGCAGAUGUAGUUGUAUCUGAUACAUCCCAGAACAAUGGCGGACCGGGGACGUAUUUAGAGGACCUGAUUGGCACCUUAAUCUCAGAUCCUUUCUUAACAAGGAAACAGAUUCCACGGACUCCAGAAAAUCUGAUUACUGAAAUUAGAAGCUCAUGGAAAAAUGCUAUUCAAGUUGAAGAAUCCUCAGGUGCAGAAUCACAUCAAACUGAAACAACAAAUGAUAUACCACAGGAUACAGUCCCUAGGAACCAAAUAGAUUCAAGUAUGGCGUGCUUUAUGUCUUCAUGCAUAUCUGAUACAGCGGAAUUUCCAUUCCUGGAAGUGCCAUCUCCAUAUAGCUUUCAGCAGGCAGCUAUCAGCCAUAGUGAACUGCCAACCCACCAAACAGCCAUUGGGCCAAUAGAUGAUAAAGGCUGCAAGCAAGGACUAACACGUACUGUGGAUCAGAAUUCUUCAAUGCAGACCACUCUGUCAUGGGAUGCUUCUCACAUGGUAGGAGGCAUUAGUUCUGAUAGCCAUGAAGUUAUCCAGCUGGGCAUACUUCAAGAGACUCUUCCAGAGGAAAUGGGUUCCAUAAGUCUUGAUAGUUUUAAUAGUUUAGAGUCAAAUGAAAUAAAAGACGAAAACUCCAGAGAUAGCAGAGCUUUGCCAGAUUCUGUGGCAGGAAGUGAGCAAAAACUGAAUUUCCAGUCUAUUUGGAGCCGCUGUGAAGUGUUGGAAAAGACUGUCCCUGAAAACUCACCUUCUAGAAAGCAAAUUCCAAGGUGCAAGUCAGAGUUUAGUCUCACACCAGUGAGCCUGGACACUAAUGAUGUGCUUAGUCCUUUUAGAAAACCAUAUGCAUUGGAUGCAGAACUUUUCAAGACACCAGCAUGCACGACUCUUCUGGAAAGAAAGAUUCCUCUCUCCCCUCUAAUCUCAUUUUCUCCAGUGCAACUGAGAGAGAGGUCAGGCAUAAAGGAUCAAGGAGACUUAUUAAAUAAACUGAAGGAAAAAUAGUGUGAAGCUGGAUGCAAAAGACUCUUCACCUGCAAACAUCUGCAAAACUGAAGCCAGCCCAUGUUUAUAUAAAAAUGUUGCACUAACUGUGGAUACAAAACUUGUAAAUAAAACUUGAAAUAUUUUUGUAAACCUUAUAGUUAUUUAAUUGAGAUGUUUUGUGUUAACUAGUGCUAAUACUUGACUGUAGGUUUGUUGCAUAGUCUCCAUGAUGUUGAAUUCCUUCUGUUCAAUUGAUCAAGAGAUAUUGAUGAAUUUGCAGCCAGUCACAGACAUGGGAUUUUAAGUGUUAAAGAGAGUGCAGCAGUACUGCAAUGAAUUUGUAAUAAGUGUCCUUCCUAAACAGAUAAUAGCAUGUUUUUCAGGUAGCUAAAUCUUGUCCUUAACUUUUUAGUAUGCCUUUCUAAUGAAGCAUUCUUAAAAAUACUUGGCUAAGCCAGUUACUUUUUCCUGUUUCAGUUUUCCCCAUGUAGAAAUCUGGGGAGGUUUGAGAAUAGUCUUAAUUACUGUUUUUCUCUUGAUAGUAAGCUUUGCCAAGUGUUCCCUCUAAAAUAGAUUUUCAUGGGAAAUCAGUGCCAUCCUGUUUUAUGGCUUUUCUUUACUAUUCACCCAUGCAGAUAUCAUGUCUCUGCAAACCCUCUCUGCUUGUGCAGUGCAGUGCAGAAAUUACACAUGCAUGGAAUAUAGACACAAAGAUCACAAGGAUUCAGGUACUUCACUUAGCUUGUCUGCCUUAAAUUAGAUAAGUUAUUAACCAUUGUAAACAUUUAAGAAGUGAUGUCAGAAACGAGGACCUAGCAUGAUUAGAAUGCACUUGCCCAAACAUAACACAACCAAGUAGAUAAUGAACAGAAUUCUAACAUUUGCCAUCUUUUCUUAAAACUGCUGUUUGCCUUAAAAUGUUUAUUGCAUUAAAAAAACUGAUUGCCAUAAUAAACUUCCCUCACUGAAA
Varanus komodoensis (Komodo dragon) is the source of this 3404-nucleotide messenger RNA. RefSeq names its product HAUS augmin like complex subunit 6 (gene HAUS6). Gene Ontology annotation, biological process: spindle assembly. The record is from RefSeq and is a predicted model, not a curated record. Gene Ontology annotation, cellular component: HAUS complex; mitotic spindle microtubule. The coding region runs from base 227 to 2452 and encodes 741 amino acids. Gene Ontology annotation, molecular function: microtubule binding. Lineage: Eukaryota; Metazoa; Chordata; Lepidosauria; Squamata; Varanidae. The transcript has 14 exons.